Biomphalaria glabrata is the source of this 6033-nucleotide messenger RNA. Its product is annotated as chromodomain-helicase-DNA-binding protein 4-like. Lineage: Eukaryota; Metazoa; Mollusca; Gastropoda; Planorbidae. Gene Ontology annotation, biological process: negative regulation of transcription by RNA polymerase II; chromatin remodeling. The transcript is spliced from 39 exons. Bases 153 to 5936 code for a protein of 1927 amino acids. Gene Ontology annotation, molecular function: ATP hydrolysis activity; histone binding; ATP binding. The record is from RefSeq and is a predicted model, not a curated record. Gene Ontology annotation, cellular component: nucleus; chromatin.
AUGCGCAUGUUCCAUUUACUUAGCGGCUUUUCCAGCGACGUCGAUUACAAUCACCUUCUGGACAGCUUCUAACUCGAUCUAUAUCCAUAUUUAUUGUUUGAAAAGACUUGUUUAUUAUUGUUUUAAGACAUUCAAUAUACGUUAGACUGGCAAUGUCCAGGAAAGAUGAAGAUGAUUUCAGUGUCGAUGGAGAUGAUGAUAUUGAUGAAGAGGAAGAUGAAGAUGAGGAGGAGGAAAUAGUAGAAAAACAGCCCAGCAAGAGAGGAAGAAAAAGAAAACAAAAAGAUAGCGGUGAAAGGAAAAAGAAAUCAAAAAAGAAAAAGCGUAAACAUGACAGUGAUAUUGAGGAAAGUGAAGAAGGUUCAGAUGACGACAAGUCUUUUGGCUUUAAGCCCCUCAAAGAUAAGAAGAAAAAAGCUUCUUCAUCACAGCAAACUCCUGUAACACCUGCUAGACCAGCUCAGAAAGGUUCUGAUGAAUUUUGUGAAGAAAAUGGGAUGAAAAAUUCCAAUAUGGAGUUUACUGAAGAAGACUACAAAACAAUUACAAAUUAUAAACUUUUUAGUCAGUGUAUGAGACCUCUAUUGACAAAGGAAAACCCAAAGGUUCCACAACAAAAGCUAAUUAUGCUUCUUGGUAUUAAGUGGCGUGAAUUUGUAGCUAACAAUCCUUUUAAAGGAGACAGACCACCAGAUAUUCCUGCUCCAGUUGUUGUGUCUGUGAAGACCCCUGUGGACUCUCCAGCUACUCCUCAGAGAGAUGCUGAUGAUGAUGACUCUGAAGCUGAAGAAGAAAAAAGUGGAUCUAAAAGAAGAUCAAAGUCUAAAAAAGGACAGGCUGUUGCUCCUUUAAAAAUCAAACUUUCAACUAAAAAAAGACGGAGAAAGAAAAAUAGUUCUGAUGAUGACGGGGAGAAAGGUUUUAAUACAAGUGAUGAAGAGUUUGAGAGGCAGCUUGAAGAAGCAGCAUUAGUGAAAGAACAAGAAAAAGAUAAAUCAGGAAAAAAGAAAACAAAACGAGGUCGUGGUGGUAGGAAAAAGAAGACCAAGCUGACCAACAAAUAUCCCAAUGAUCCUGAUGCUGAUGGUUAUGAAACAGAACAUCAGGAUUACUGUGAAGUUUGCCAACAAGGUGGGGAGAUAAUUCUUUGUGACACAUGUCCUCGUGCUUACCAUCUUGUAUGUCUUGAACCAGAGCUAGAAGAAGCUCCAGAGGGAAAAUGGAGUUGUCCUCAUUGUGAAGGGGAAGGAAUUAAAGAACAGGAAGAAGAUGAUCAUAUGGAGUUCUGCAGAGUCUGUAAAGAUGGAGGGGAACUACUUUGCUGUGACUUGUGUCCUUCAGCUUACCAUACACAUUGUCUGAAUCCACCUAUCAAAGGAGUGCCAGAUGGUGAAUGGCAUUGUCCCAGAUGCUCGUGCAAACCAUUAAAAGGAAAAGUAAAAAAAAUUCUGACUUGGAGAUGGUGUGAGCCUCCUAAAACAGAAGAUGAACUGGACCAUACUCACCAUGACCCACCAAAGAAGCAGACUUUAAAACCACUGCGUGAGUUUUUUAUCAAGUGGGCGGAUAUGUCUUAUUGGCAUUGUUCUUGGGUAUCAGAGUUACAGCUUGAUGUAUACCAUCCAGCUUUGUAUAGAAAUUAUAUCAGAAGAGUGGACAUGGACGAACCACCUCCACUAGAAGAUGGAAGUAGUUACAAAGACAAAAUGAAAGAAGAAGAUCCACAUAAUCUGGAAGAUAGAUUUUAUAGAUAUGGAGUUCGGCCAGAAUGGCUCAAUAUACAUAGGAUCAUCAAUCACAUGGAUACCGAUAAAGGUACUUACUAUCUUGUUAAAUGGAGAGAUUUACCUUAUGAUCAAGCCACCUGGGAAAAAGAAGAUGCUGAUAUUGCCAAUUUACAGGCCGCUAUUGAUGACUACAAGAAUCUAAGACUUGUUAUGUAUGGCAAUGAUGAACCUGUACAAACUAAAAAGGCUGGUAAAAAAAGUAAAGGAAAACAAAAAAAGGAGAGAAAGGAACUUGAUGAUGACAUUUUGUCAAAGAUGCCUCCAGCUUACCCAACCACAGAUUUGCGGAAACAGCUAGAAAGACAGCCACCAUACCUCGAUGAAACUGGUGGAAAUCUUCACCCUUAUCAGCUUGAAGGUCUCAACUGGCUUAGAUAUUCUUGGGCCAAUAAUACAGAUACCAUUCUGGCAGAUGAGAUGGGUCUAGGCAAAACUAUUCAAACUAUAACCUUUUUAUACUCACUCUAUAAAGAGGGUCAUUGCAAAGGUCCAUUCUUGGUCAGUGCUCCUUUGUCAACUAUCAUUAACUGGGAGAGGGAGUUUGAGUUUUGGGCACCUGAUUUAUAUGUUGUCACAUAUAUUGGAGACAAAGAUUCAAGAAUUGUUAUCAGGGAACAUGAGUUUUCAUUUGAUGACAAUGCCAUACGAGGUGGUGCUAAGGCAUCACGCAUGAAGCAAGGCUGCAAUGUAAAGUUUCAUGUUCUUCUAACAUCUUAUGAAUUGAUAAGCAUUGAUGCAGCUUGCCUUGGCUCAGUAGAUUGGGCAGUCUUGGUUGUAGAUGAAGCACACAGACUCAAAAAUAACCAAUCCAAAUUUUUCAGAAUUUUAACCAAUUACAAACUGGGUUAUAAACUCCUGUUAACUGGUACACCCCUACAGAAUAAUUUGGAGGAACUAUUUCACCUCCUCAAUUUUCUUACACCAGACAACUUUAGUGAUCUUCAAGGAUUUCUGGAUGAGUUUGCUGAUAUUUCCAAAGAAGACCAAGUGAAAAAACUUCAUGAUAUGUUGGGACCACAUCUCUUAAGAAGAUUAAAAGCUGAUGUUUUGAAAGGAAUGCCUUCCAAGUCUGAGUUUAUUAUUAGAGUUGAGCUGUCACCAUUACAAAAGAAAUAUUACAAGUACAUUUUAGCUCGUAACUAUGAAGCUUUAAACAUAAAAGGAGGCAGUAACCAGACUUCACUUCUCAACAUCAUGAUGGAUCUAAAGAAAUGUUGCAACCACCCCUACCUGUUUCCUAUUGCUGCUCAGGAAGCUCCUAGAACUCACAACAAUGCAUUUGAAGGAACUGCUUUGAUUAAAGCUUGUGGCAAGUUAGAACUUCUGUCCAAAAUGUUAAGAGAACUCUACUCUACAGGCCAUAGAGUUCUUAUAUUUUCUCAGAUGACCAAAAUGUUGGAUUUGUUGGAGGAUUUUAUGGAGGCAGAGAACUACAGGUAUGAGAGAAUAGAUGGUGGUAUAACAGGAAAUAUGAGACAAGAUGCCAUUGACAGAUUUAAUUCUAAAGAAGCUCCAGCUUUUGUAUUUUUGUUGUCUACUAGAGCUGGAGGGCUGGGUAUCAAUUUAGCCACAGCUGAUACUGUCAUAAUUUAUGAUUCUGAUUGGAAUCCUCACAAUGAUAUCCAGGCUUUUAGUAGAGCUCACAGAAUUGGCCAGGCUAAUAAAGUCAUGAUCUAUCGGUUUGUUACCCGUAAUUCUGUGGAAGAACGUAUCACACAAGUAGCCAAGAGGAAGAUGAUGUUGACACAUUUGGUUGUCAGACCUGGUCUAGGCAACAAAGGAGGCGCCAUGAGUAAAAAAGAAUUAGAUGAUAUUUUAAAGUUUGGAACAGAGGAACUGUUUAAAGAUGAUGAAGGAGCUAAAGAAGGUGAGUGUAAUAGUAACAUAAGUCGUCCAGAAAUGCACUAUAGAAGCAUGGUUCUCAAACAUUUGUUUGUAUUAUUUUUCACAGGAUCUGAAGACAGGAUUGUCUAUGACAUGGAGGCUAUUAGAAAACUACUGGACAGAACUCAAGCUGGUCAGGAAGAAAAAGAAAUGGCAAUGAAUGAGUAUUUGAGCUCCUUUAAAGUUGCUAAUUACACAAUUAAAGAAGGAGAGGAAGAAGAAGAACCAGAGACUGAAGUUUUGAAACAAGAAGCAGAGCAUGCUGAUCCUGCAUAUUGGGAAAAAUUGUUACGUCACCACUAUGAACAACAACAAGAAGAUCUGGCCAGAACUUUAGGAAAGGGUAAACGUAUCAGGAAACAAGUCAAUUAUAAUGAUGCUAUGAGUGGCCACGAUGAAGAAGCAUGGAAAGAAAAUAUUUCAGAUUAUGACUCUGAUUUCAGUCAAGUGAAUGAAGAGGAUGAUGAUGAUUUUGAUGACAAACAAGAAGGACAAGCCACAACUCGCAGUAGAAGACGAAAUGAGAAAGACAAACCUUUGCCUCCACUAUUAGCUAGAGUAAAUGGACAGAUAGAGGUUUUGGGAUUCAAUGCUCGUCAAAGAAAAGCUUUCCUUAAUGCUGUCAUGAGAUGGGGAAUGCCUCCUCAAGACGCAUUUAACUCUCAGUGGUUGGUAAGAGAUCUUCGAGGAAAAACAGAAAAAGUUUUCAGGGCUUAUGUAUCACUGUUUAUGCGCCAUCUUUGUGAACCAGGUGCAGACAAUGCUGAGUCUUUUGCAGAUGGUGUCCCUCGAGAAGGUUUAUCUCGUCAGCAUGUCCUCACAAGAAUUGGAAUCAUGUCUCUGGUUAGAAAAAAGGUUCAAGAGUUUGAACUUAUCAAUGGCACACACAGUAUGCCUUAUGUCAAAGCUGGGGAAGCUAUUGAAAAACUGAAAACUGAAGCAGAGGCAGAAAAGGCAGAGAAAGAUGCUUUAAAAGAAGAUAAAGAGAAGAUAGAGGAAGGAAAAAGUAAAGAGAAGGAAGAAGAAAGUGAAGAAAAAAAAAGAGAAGGGGAAGUUGAAAAAGUCAAAGGUGAGGAAGUAGCUGAUGAGAAGAAAGAUCCUUCUGACAUAAAGAAAGAUGAAAGCAUGGAGGUGGAUGAACAGCAAGAACUUAAAAAAGAUGAUGACAAAGUUGGAGAGAAGAAAGAAGAGAAGAAAGAAAGUGAAGAAGAAAAAAUGGAAACAGAGAAUCCUAAACAAGAAAAAGAUACUGUAAUAAAUCAAGAAGCUGAGGAAAAGAAAACUACAGAUGACAAGAAGGACGAUGAACCCAAAAAAGAAGAAGAUAAAAAAUCUGAGGAAGAUAAGGGGGAUAACUCAGAAGACAAAGAUGAUGACAAGAAAGAAACAGAAGAGUCUAGAAAACAGGAUGAACAGUUUCAGAAGUUUAUGUUUAACAUUGCUGAUGGAGGAUUUACUGAGCUUCAUACCUUGUGGUCCAAUGAACAAAGAGCUUUAACCAAAGGAAGAGAGCAUGAAGUCUGGCAUCGUCGUCAUGACUAUUGGUUGCUAGCUGGAAUUAUAACACAUGGUUAUGGCCGCUGGCAAGAUAUUCAGAAUGACCCACGGUUUCAAAUUAUCAAUGAGCCUUUCAUAUCUGAACAAGGGAAAGGAAACUUUCUGGAAAUAAAAAAUAAAUUUCUAGCCAGAAGAUUCAAGUUGUUAGAGCAAGCUUUAGUUAUUGAAGAACAGUUGCGACGAGCAGCAUAUUUAAAUCUAACUCAAGAUCAUGCUCACCCAGCUAUGGCUCUCAAUGCCAGGUUUGCUGAAUUAGAAUGUUUGGCAGAGAGUCACCAACAUUUGAGUAAAGAAUCUCUAGGAGGAAAUAAACCAGCAAAUGCUGUACUACAUAAAGUGUUGAACCAAUUGGAGGAGCUUUUGAGUGACAUGAAGCAAGAUGUCUCUCGUCUGCCAGCUACCCUGGCUAGAGUACCACCUGUAACACAGAGGUUACAGAUGUCUGAGAGAAACAUACUAAAUAGACUUGUUACCCCUAGUGUCAUUCCUGGAGCUAACUUAGUUCAGCAACAACAGUUGCAAAAUCAGCAGUUAAAUACACAGCAAUCAUCAGCCUCACGUACAGCUAGUCCAGCAUUAAUCAAUCCAGCUCUGUCAGCUACCAAAACAACAGGGAGAGUCUCUCCAGCUACACAAUCGAAAUCUCCAGCUCCUUCAGCAAAUGCUGAUGAUGAAGGCACUAAAGAUAAAAGUGAAGACAAGAAAUAGAGACUGUCUUGAAAUUAAAUAUGUAAUUUAAAAUUAUUACCUAUGAACAUAUUUUUGUAGAUCUUGUAUUAAAAUGUCUUAAUUUCCCAAAAAAAAA